Molecule: messenger RNA, 768 nt
Organism: Epithele typhae
Lineage: Eukaryota; Fungi; Basidiomycota; Agaricomycetes; Polyporales; Epitheliaceae
Product: UNC-50-like protein
Exons: 8
Coding region: 1-768 (255 amino acids)
Cellular component (GO): Golgi membrane
Source: RefSeq, a predicted model, not a curated record
AUGGAUGUCCUCCCAGUAACUUCUCCGGCACCGGGCAUGCACCACGGUAUGCACCGAAAUUCUCCAACAUCGUUCAAGCUGCCUCCUAUAUUCCGAAGGAUACACCGGUUUCAGCAAAUGGACUUCGAGCAAGCCGCAUGGCAGUUGACAUACUUGUGUUUGGCUCCUAAGAGAGUUUAUCGCAAUGUGUACUUCCAUAAACAAACGAAGAAUACUUGGGCACGCGACGACCCCGCUAUCCUCAUUCUCAUUGGAGCAUGUCUAUGCGUCUCUGCAGUUGCAUGGUCGGUGGUAUACUCAUACAGCAUCCGCCAAAUUAUCAUGCUCGCGUUUCUCAUGAUCCUCCGUGAUUUCCUCCUCGUUGGAAUUUUCAACGCCACCCUCCUCUGGUUCUUUUCGAAUCGCGUUCUCCUUUCACCCCCUUCGCAUUCAACCCCCGGAGACGCGAGAGUGGAAUGGGCAUACGCAUUUGACGUACACACAAAUGCGUUCUUCCCAUUUUACCUGUCGCUGUACCUCGCCCAACUAUUUCUGGUGUCGAUCAUCCUGAAGAACAACUGGGUUUGCUUGUUCAUAUCGAACACGCUCUAUCUCGCCGGGUUCGCGCAGUACAUCUAUGGUGUGUACUUGGGGCUAAAUGCUCUGCCGUUCCUCGUUCGCACGGAGCUACUACUUGCGCCGCUGCUCCCUUUACUCACCGGGUACAUAGUAUCUCUACUUGGGUUCAAUGUCGCCCAGCACGUGUUGCCACUAUACUUCGGGUCAUGA